AUGUUUACUUCAAAAACCAUCUUUAAAUCUUCAUCCCAGAUAAAGAAUUCAGUAUUGAAAUUAAGGUUAUAUACCACAAACUCAAACAAUAAUAUAAAAAUACCAAUGGCUCCAACCGAAUACACUUUUGAAAAGAUUUCCAAGUUGAUCGCUCAUCCACAUCCAGGACAGGUCUUGGUGGAUGUUAGAGAACCAAGUGAAUUGAAAAAUAGUGGAACCAUUCCAGGUUCUUUGAAUAUUCCAUAUAAGAGUGCACCAGGUAGUUUAAAUUUACCAGAAAAUGAAUUCAAAGAUUUAUACUCUUUUGAUAAGCCAAGCAAAACAAAUGAACUGAUCUUUUAUUGUGCUGCUGGUUUAAGAGCUAAAGCUGCUGCUGAAUUAGCUCAAUCUUUUGGUUACAAUAAGAUCGGCGUUUAUCCAGGCUCUAUGAAUGAAUGGUUAGCUAAAAGUGGAAAGAUUGAAAAAGUUUAA
This is a messenger RNA of Saccharomycodes ludwigii, 471 nucleotides long. RefSeq lists its product as uncharacterized. NCBI's taxonomy places the organism in Eukaryota, Fungi, Ascomycota, Saccharomycetes, Saccharomycodales, Saccharomycodaceae. The record is from RefSeq and is a predicted model, not a curated record. The coding region runs from base 1 to 471 and encodes 156 amino acids. Gene Ontology annotation, molecular function: thiosulfate-cyanide sulfurtransferase activity. The transcript has a single exon. Gene Ontology annotation, cellular component: mitochondrion.